Molecule: messenger RNA, 3472 nt
Organism: Chlamydomonas reinhardtii
Lineage: Eukaryota; Viridiplantae; Chlorophyta; Chlorophyceae; Chlamydomonadales; Chlamydomonadaceae
Exons: 13
Coding region: 168-3350 (1060 amino acids)
Biological process (GO): mRNA splicing, via spliceosome
Cellular component (GO): nucleus
Molecular function (GO): DNA binding
Source: RefSeq, a predicted model, not a curated record
UACCAGACUUUCCAUGGCCUCACCUCCAUUUGGCCCACCUAGCAUUGAAUCCUUGCCAGUACACCAUCAGCUGUCAUAAUUCAUUGGGCAAUCAACAGUAGCGCACUUGCCUGCAAAGUAUUCUUUUCGUUCUGCGCCACCUGCGCUUCUUGGGCUUAUCUUGAAACAUGGCUUUCAAGCAACGUAAAUUCAGAGCUAAAAUUACUGCUGAAGAUGAGGAAGAAGCUGAAGACGGGCCUCCGGUGAUAAAGCCGCCCAGUCAGGCGAAGAAAGACGCAGCGGCGAAACCGCCAGCGGCACCGGCUGCGGCUAAGAAAGAAGUUAAAGCCGCGAAACCCAGCCUUCUUUCGUUUGACGAGGAUGUCGACGAUCCAGGGAGCUUCGCGUCAAAGAAGGAAGGCAAGAAGGACAAGCAGCGCUCUUUGAAGCUUGGGAGGGCGCCGGCGCUUUCGGACCUCUCGCUGGAGAACGCGGCGCAGCCGUCCACGCGCGGCUCUGCAGGCGAGUACACGGCCGAGCGCAUGAAGGAGCUGCAGCGCAACGCUAUCAGCUUCAGCGCCGCACGACUGGCGCCGGCGGGCGACGGCGCCGGCGCCGGCACGGGCGGCACCGAGCCGGUCAUCAAGCUGUCUGGCAGCUUCAAGCCGGCGGGGGCGGGGGCGGGCGCGCCCAAGGACGACCGCUUCAGCUUGCCGGGCAGCAGCAACGCGCUGGUACGGCCGCAGGAGCCGGACAUGCCGCUGCCGCCGCCGCCGCGGCCGGGCGGCGGCGGCGCAGCGGGCGCAGCAGCAGCAGCAGGGGGCUCUGGUGGCGGAGCCGGGGCCUCCGGCGCUGGCGGGGAGGCGGGCGGCAAGUCGGCUGCUGACAGGGAGGGUGAGGCCAUGCAGGAGGAGGACGACGACGACCUGGGCAUUCCGGACGAGCAGACCAUCCUGGCCGCCAAGGCCAAGCGCGAGCGGCUGCGGCAGGCGCACCUGGCGCCCGACUACAUCCCCACCGCCGGCCUGGCCGGACUCAGUCGGCUGGGGGGCCGCGGCGGCGGCGGAGGAGGAGGCGGAGGAGGCCGAGCAGGCUCGGUUGGGCCAGGCGGCUCGGGCGAGGGCGGGGAGGGUGGCGCCGGCAGCGGCAGCGACAGCGACGCGGAGGCGGAGGACAUGAUGCGGAUAAAGUUCAGCGGCAAGGAGGGCGGCGGCGGCGGCGGCGGCAAGGCGGGCCGCAAGGAGCGCGACCUGGGCGGCUACGUGCGGCAGGUGGGUGGCGACGACGACGAAGACGCGUUCGCGGAGAAGCAGCUGCAAAAGGCGCUCAGGCUGCAGCAAGUAGGAGGAGCUGGCACCGCGCCGCCGCCGCAGGCGGCGGCGGCGGCGGCGGCAGGCCCCGGACCGGGUUCGGCGGCGGCGGCGGCCGCCGCCGCCGCAGGCGGCUACCCGCCGCCGGCGUUAGCUGGCGGCGCCGGCGGUUACCCCUACCCCUCGAACCACAUGCGGGCAGGCGGCGGCGCGGGGCUGGGGCCGGGCUCGGCGCUUGGCGCGGCGGGCGCGUUUGCGGGCGGCGGCAUGGGCAUGGCGGCGGGCGGCAGCCGGAUGGCGGCCAUUCAGGCGGCGGGCGACGGCGUGGUGGCGGCGCUGGCGGAGGGGCUGAGGCGGCUGCACACGUCGCACAAGCAGGUGCAGCAGAACGCGCGCCGCACCGCCGAGAACCUGGCGACGUCCCUGGCGCGUGUGGAGGGGCUGGAGGGCGAGCUGGCGGCGGCGGGCGAAAAGUACGAGUACGUGCAGCGGCUGAGGGCCUACGUGGCAGACCUGUGCGACUGCCUGCAGGUCAAGUCCGCUAUCGUGGAGGAGCUGGAGGACAGCCGCGGCGAGCUGAUCGAGGACCGCGCGGCGGCGGUGCGGGCGGCGGCGGCGGCGGCGGCGCGCGACCUGGCGGCGCCGGCGGAGGCGGCGGUGGCGGCGGCCAUGGCGGCACUGAGCCGCGGCGCGACGGCGGCGGCGGCGGGCGCUGCGGCGGAGUCGGCGGCGCGGGACGCGGAGGAAAAGCUCCUGGAUGAGGAGGGCCCGGUGGAACUGGACGAGUUCGGGCGGAACGUGAACCUGCAGCGGCGGAGGGAGCUGGAGGCCCGGGCCGAGGGGAGAAAGCGGCUGCUGGCGCGGGAGGGGGAGCGGCUGGCUGCGGCGCAGGCGGGGGCGGCCAUACACCCCCUGGAGCGAGACGGCGAGCCGCAGGACGAGCAGGCCUCCCGCUACGCCACCCGCUACGGCGAGAUGUGCGAGGCGGCGGCGCACGUGUUCGCGGACGCGGACGAGGAGUACGCCAGCAUAGCGGCAGUCAAGAAGCGGCUGGAGGAGUGGAAGGCCAGGUACCCCAAGGACUACACCAACGCCUACAUGCAUCUGUCCACUCCCGCCCUGUUCGCGCCGUACGUGCGCCUGCAGCUGCUGCGCUGGGACCCGCUGUACGGCGGGGGCGGGGGCGGAGGGGGCGAGGCGGCCGGCGAGGCGGGCGCCGGCGGCGCGUACACAGGCUUCGACACGCAGGAGUGGUACGGCGAGCUGUUUGAGUACGGCAUGAACACUGCGGCCGCUGCUGCUGACGGCGGCGGCGGCGGCGGCGGCUCCAUGUCGGAGGACGACCCGGACAGCGAGCUGGUUCCUCAGCUGGUGCGCAAGCUGGUGCUGCCGCUGGCGCUGCACUGGGUGGACAGGUGUUGGGACGUGCGCAGCGUGUCUCAGACGCGCGCGGUGGCGGCGCUGGCGGCGGAGCUGCUCGUGUACGUGCCGGCGGAGGAGGAGCGCAUGGUGGAGCUGCUGGGCGGCGUGCGCGGCGCGCUGGAGGCGGCGGCGGAGGCGGCGGCGCUGCCGCCCUGGCCGCCCGCCGUGCUGGCCGCCAGCCCCACCGCGGCGCGCGUGGCCUUUCACCGCUUCCGGUCCGCGCUGCGGCUGCUGCACUGCGUGUCGGCGUUCGAAGGGCUGCUCGCGCGCGGGCUGCUUGUGGGGCUGGCGCUGGGGCGGCUGGUGGCGGGCUCCAUGAUGCCGUACCUGCGCGGCGCGGCGGCGGGCGCGGGGCUGGGCGGCGGCGAGGGCAUGGGCUUCGCCGUCGCCACGGCGGAGGCGGUGGCGGCGGCGCUGCACCCGGACUGGUUCGUGGGCGGCGCGGCGCCGGCGGAGGCGGUGGUGUUUUUGGAGCACGUGGCGAGCCUGGCACGGGGCUUGGAGCAGCAGGCGCGGCAGCCGGACGCGGGCGGGGCGCGGGCGGGUCUGGCGCGGCGGUUGGCGGCGGUGUUGUCGCGGCUGGGGGACGGCGAGCGGGGGGCGCGGCUGGCGGCGGCGUACGGGAUACGAGGGGCGUGAGAGGAGUUUGGUGAGAAGGGGCGCGUGGCGUGCGGGUGGGGGCGUAAAGGGGGCGGGGGGUGGGCGUGGGCGUGUGUGCGCGGUUGCGGUACAGGGACAGGGUGUCUGUGCGAUUGUGAAUC